Galeopterus variegatus (Sunda flying lemur) is the source of this 2277-nucleotide messenger RNA. RefSeq names its product density-regulated protein (gene DENR). Gene Ontology annotation, molecular function: translation initiation factor activity; mRNA binding. The record is from RefSeq and is a predicted model, not a curated record. The transcript is spliced from 8 exons. The coding region runs from base 115 to 711 and encodes 198 amino acids. NCBI's taxonomy places the organism in Eukaryota, Metazoa, Chordata, Mammalia, Dermoptera, Cynocephalidae. Gene Ontology annotation, biological process: formation of translation preinitiation complex; translation reinitiation.
GACGGGCUCUCCGGCGGCCCUGGCCGAGGGAGAGGAGUUGCAUGUGUCCCUUCAGCUGGCGGUAGCGGCGGGAGCGGAGGCGGUGGGGGCUGUGCGAUCGCCUGGGUUUGUGAAAUGGCUGCUGACAUUUCUGAAUCCAGUGGAGGUGAUUGCAAAGGAGACCUGAGGAACAGUGCCAAAUUAGAUGCCGAUUAUCCGCUUCGAGUUCUUUAUUGUGGAGUCUGUUCAUUACCAACAGAGUACUGUGAAUAUAUGCCUGAUGUUGCUAAAUGUAGACAAUGGUUAGAGAAGAAUUUUCCAAAUGAGUUUGCAAAACUUACUGUAGAAAAUUCACCCAAACAAGAAGCUGGAAUUAGUGACGGUCAAGGAACAGCAGGGGAAGAAGAGGAAAAGAAAAAACAAAAGAGAGGUGGAAGGGGUCAAAUAAAACAAAAAAAGAAGACUGUACCACAAAAGGUUACUAUAGCCAAAAUUCCCAGAGCAAAGAAGAAAUACGUAACAAGAGUUUGUGGUCUUGCAACUUUUGAAAUUGAUCUUAAAGAAGCACAAAGAUUUUUUGCCCAGAAAUUCUCUUGUGGUGCCUCGGUAACAGGGGAGGAUGAAAUCAUCAUUCAGGGAGACUUUACAGAUGACAUCAUUGAUGUCAUUCAGGAAAAAUGGCCAGAGGUGGAUGAUGACAGCAUUGAAGAUCUUGGAGAAGUGAAGAAGUGAUUUUAAAAAUUUGUCUGUAUUCAGCGAUCUGAACAGAGAGUUGAUAUGGCCAAAGGGAGAGAGGCCUUUGAAAAUAUAUAUAUAUUUAUCCUACAGUAAAACUGUAGACUGCCCUUGUCCUUGGUAUUUUCACUGUUCUGUAUAAGGCUGCUUGUUUUUUUAUUGCCAAAGUCUAAUAAACAGGGAGGACUGUCAUGCUCAUAUGCAUGAGAUAGAACUUAGUGAAAUAAAAAAUUUUGAUCAUUUGGUACUGACUUUUCUCUUUCUCUCUUUUUAACUUUUUAUUUUUGGAAAGACACUGUAAACUUUUUGUGGGAAACAGUUCUGUUGAUAAUUUUACUGAUCUAAAGCUGAGUGAUUUUUUAAAACAGAAUUUGAAUUUGGCUUCCUCACCCAUAAUAUGACUCCUUGCUUCUUUUGUGUGAUAAUAUUGAGAUGGGUGAAAAUCUAAUAGAUUUGUGGUUGAAUUUACUUCAUUAUUACCAACAAAGACCACUUUGUGGGCACAAUAACAUACUGUUGGUGGGAGUCCUUCAAGCUAUUCUGGAAAUUAUUUGGUAAAGUAUAUUAAAAGCCUUAAAACCACGUGCACUAUUAGACCCAGUAAGCCACUUCUUUGACAUUAUACUAAACUAAUAAUCAGUUUUGCAUAAAACUGUGGAUGAGGGUGUUCAUCCCAAUGUUAUUCAUAAUAUCAAAAAAUUGCAAGUAAUAUAAAUGAACAGUUGAGAAAUGAUUAAAGAAGUGAUGGUGCAUCAUGUGGUAGAAUAUUAUGCAUAUAUUUAAAAAUCAUAUUUUCCAAGGAAACUUGGAAACAUGUUUGGUAAUGGUAAGUGGGGGCAAACUCCUAAUCCAUUUUAGAUGUUCAUUAUUAUCAUUGUUCUGAGUGGAAGGUUGUUCAGAGACACUGGGAGUUGUUCUGGCUAUAAAUUAUGUGAGUAAAAUUCUACUAACCAAUUAAAAAUAAUAUGCACCUUACUGCACUGUACCAGCCAGCCACCAAAAAACCCAAAAAACAAAAAAUAUGCACCUUGCUCAAUAUAUAGUCUGUGAGUUAGCAACUGAAACAUAUCUUUCUCACAAGAGAAAGAGUGACAAUUUUAAUGAAUACAUUAGAUAAAUUUAGACUUUGUUUUAAGUCAGGUGCUGCAAAUUGAAAAGAAGCUUGUAUUUUAAAUUGCUAUAGACACCUUUAAGAAACUUAGAACUCAUGAAACCAUUGUUUAUUGCCUUGAAAAUUACAAUCAAAUGAAUGUUUUUAAAAGAUAAUUAAAAGUCUUAGAAAAAUAUGUAAUAAAAAUGUAGAUUUAAAAAGAUUCUGUAUUAAGUGUGAAUUUUACUAAAUAAGAUUACCUAGUGAAGCAAAUUUAUCCAUCAAGACCAUUUGGUUUGUGUUAAUGUAUGUAUUUUGUUGGUGCUGGAAGAUGUCCAUGUAUUAACACAUGUGACUUCAUGUAAACAUUCUUAAUGUUCACAGUUGUUGGCAAAUGCAGUUUCAGUCCAUAUAUAGCCGGCAAUGGAUGUUACUGCAGGAAAAUGCAGAAUUAAAAUCGUCUUUGCAUAUAA